AUGGGAGCUUUGCUAGGAGGUUUUAUGAAUCAACGAUGUGGGCGGAAACCCCUGCUGUUAGCUUGUGCAAUGGUGCAAAGGAUAGGAGCCGUGGUGGAGGCAAUUGCUACAUCGAGAAAUGUUCUACUCAUUGGUAGGUUCAUUGUCGGUUUUGGAAUAGGUAAGUGAGAAAAAUGAGGUUUUCCGUAAUAUCUGUAAUAUGCAACUCGCUGUGCAACAUGCAUGUUUGCAAACAUUCAAAUAUGCAAAUCGCUGUAAAUCACGGAAUCAAAACGGGUGUCACGAAAGUUAAGACCUAAGACCUAAGAUCCUUGGAGAACUAAGACCUCUCGACAACUAAGACCUCUCGAAAACUAAGACCCCUCGAAAACUAAGACCCCUCGAAAACUAAAAACCCCUCGAAAACUUAGACCCCUCAAAAACCUUUUGGGUACGGGAUAUUUCAAAAGAAAGAAUGAGAAGCCAAGGUGAUCUUUACAACCUGGAGGAGUUACAAUUUGGAGAUCGUGAAUUUCACUUGAGGUGUUUACAUGCAGGUUACUGAACUUCAAAAUUAAACGUUGAAUCUAGAUAAGUAAACUUUUUACUACUAAAUUUACACUCUAUUUAAUUCAGAAAAAAAGUGAGCUUUCUGGCAGUUUUUAAGUCGGUGAUGUUAAGUCGCAUGUUUACCGCAUGCUAGGAACUUCAGAUCGUUUUCGAAAUCCGGCGAAACUUUCUCCAAACGGAAAUCAUUCGUUAAACACUCGUUUGACUACGACCUUAUUGCAUGUGAUUAUUAAAAUCGAUCACGCUAGCAAGCUGGUGGUCAAGCCCGAGGCAAUUUUUCAGUGGGUGAUAAAUAUUCAUAUAUGUCGUGCAGUGCCCAACGUUCCGCAUGGUUGCCGCAUACAAGAACAAUCGCCUUCGAAACCCGGUGAAACUUUCUCCACACGGAAAUGGUUAAAAACUUGUUUGACUAAGACCUUAUUACAUUUGAUUAUUAAAAGCGAUCACGCUUUUGUGAAAGAAGUCGAUUAAACUUAGAGCAUCAUGGAUAUGGAACAAUUGAAAAGAAAUCAGAUACUUGGUAACAGUAUCGAGCAGGAGCCAUUAAUGGAAAGUUCCAGUGAAGCGAAACCACGAAUUCCAGCCUGCGUGUAUAUUUUCACUUUCUUCGCUGCCAUUGGAGGCUUUGAGAUGGGAUACAACUUCUCGGUCGUUUCUGGAGCAAUGAUCCUUGUAAAAGAAGAGUUUCAUUUGUCGACAUUUUGGCAAGAGCUCAUCGUGAGCGUAGCAAUUGGUACAGCCAUAGUGGGAGCACUUCUGGGAGGUUUUGUGAAUCAACGAUGUGGGCGAAAACCCAUGCUGUUGGCUUGUGCUAUGGUGCUAACGGUAGGAGCCGUGGUGGAGGCAAUUGCUACAUCGAGAAAUGUUUUACUCAUUGGUCGGCUCAUUGUCGGUUUUGGAAUAGGUAAGUGAGAAAAAUGAGGUUUUCCGUAAUAUCUGUAAGAUGCAACUCGCUGUGCAACAUAUGCAUAUUUGCAAAUAUGCAAUCGCUCUAAAUCACUGAAUCAAAACGGGUGUCACGAAAGCUAAGACUUGAGACCUAAGAUCCUUCGAGUACUAACACCUCUCGGAAACUAGUACCCCUCGAAAACUAAGACCCCUCAAAAACCUUUUGGCUACGGGAUAUUUCAAAAGAAAGAAUGAGAAGCCAAGGUGAUCUUUACAAUCUGGAGGAGUUACAAUUUGGAGAUCGUGAAUUUUACUUGAGGUGUUUACAUGUUGGUUACUGAGCUUCAAAAUUAAACGUUGAAUCUAGAUAAGUAAACUUUUUACUACUAAAUUUACACUCUAAUUAAUUCAGAAAGAAAAAGUGAGCUUUCUGACAGUUUUUAAGUCGGUGAUAAAUAUCCAUAUAUGUCGUACCUUGCCCAACGUUCCGCAUGUUUACCCCAUGCUAGAAACUUCUGAUCGCUUUCGAAAUCCGGUGAAACUUUCUCCACACGGAAAUCAUUCGUUAAACACUCGUUUGACUACGACCUUAUUGCAUGUGAUUAUUAAAAUCGAUCACGCUAGCAAGCUGGUGGUCAAGCCCGAGGCAAUUUUUAAGUGGGUGAUAAAUAUUCAUAUAUGUCGUGCAGUGCCCAACGUUCCGCAUGGUUGCCGCAUACAAGAACAAUCGCUGUUGAAAUCCGGUGAAACUUUCUCCACACGGAAAUGGUUAAAAACUUGUUUGACUAAGACCUUAUUACAUUUGAUCAUUAAAAGCGAUCACGCUUUUGUGAAAGAAGUCGAUCAAACUUAGAGCGUCAUGGAUAUGGAACAACUGAAAAGAAAUCAGAUACUUGGUAACAGUACCGAGCAGGAGCCGUUAAUGAAAAGUUCCGGUGAAGCGAAACCAAGAAUUCCAGCCGGCGUGUAUAUUUUCACUUUCUUCGCUGCCAUUGGAGGCUUUGAGAUGGGAUACAACUUCUCGGUCGUUUCUGCAGCAAUGAUCCUUGUAAAAGAAGAGUUUCAUUUGUCGACAUUUUGGCAAGUGCUCAUCGAGAGCGUGUAGGUUUUUCUCAUAAGCUCAAGAACGGCGGCAAGUACCGUAAUCAAAGGCUCCUUUGAGCACAGGCGCCUCAAACUCACGUUUCGAGAGAAAGCAAACGAUUUUUUCAUGAAUUAUAAUCCAUUAAAGCGCCACACGUUGUGUGACCCCGGGUUAAGUUUCGAGAGGAACCGUUGAGAAUUUGAACACGUUGUAUAUGUGGUUACAAUUGGGUCUUUCUAUUUAAUAAUAUCUGCUCCCCCUAUACAAUAAACUAGCCUUUGAUUAAAAUUAGCCAACACAAGUAGAUGAACUAUAAAUAAUCCGGUAGAUACAUGCGGUCAUAGACUGCCUAUUUUUAUCAUCUUACAGUAAGCAAAAAUAAAUGAUUGCUUUCAAUCCUAAGAUCUAUGCCUAUUUUUAUCAUCAUACUAGUAAGCAAAAAUAAAUGAGCCCUUUCACUCCUAACAUCUUAUUAGUAAAUCUCCCUACUGUCUGACAUACAAUUCUUAUGAUGUUAGUUUGGAGAAUUAGGUAUUGGAUCAACUAAUAAUUUCCUAAUGUUUAAUUUUCUUAAUUCUCAUCACUUUGCCACUUGAUAUCAUGGUAUUGAUAUUGUGAGGAGAAAUUCUGUCUUGGUCACUCAUGCACAUAUAAGGAUUAAAGGGAUUGUAAUUUUCCUUUGUCUUUAUAUCAUCUGCUAACACUUCAUCUCCCAAGAUCUGAUUGGUCACCCUCCUCUCUAAGUGCUACACAUUUCCUUUUAAAUUAGUUGCAAGAAUCUGGUGUUAGAUUGAGGAAAAAACAUUUUCCUGAUAAGUUUGAGUAUUCUCAUUACCAGUUUGGUGGAAAAUGUUUGGAUAUUAUGGGAAAAGUCAUGUGUUAAUCACUUCCAGGAGUUAAAGGGUCAAGUGGAACCAUAUUAAGCAGUGGGUUGUCAGUGUCCUGAAACUUUUCUCCUUAAUCACUGUAUAUUUCACAAGGGAGACCUCUAAAUACAGGCUUGACUGUACUUGAUAUUCCAAAAGUAUUGUUCACCUUUAAACAGCUAUUUUGUACCCUUAAAGAGGUGUAUAUUUUUGACAUUUAAGUGUGUAAAUUUAAAAUGAAUCACAGAGCCCCUUUAAAUGUUCUGUGUUGUUUUUCACAGGGGGAGCAUCAGUCACAGUCCCUGUAUAUAUUGCUGAAACAGCUCCGUCAGACAUAAGAGGUGGUCUUGUCACUGCCAACAAUAUUUUUAUCACUGGGGGCCAGUUUAUUGCUGCUGUGGUUGAUGGUAUUUUCAGCCCUCUCAAAAGAACAGGAUGGAGGUACUUAAAAACUUCUCAAUAAUUUUGGGUAAAAACACCAAGGUAGAUAAUUCUCUUGAUAUUCAUUUAAUUUUACAAAGCUUGAGGCAAAUGUUCCAAUUUCAUCGAGGGAGGGGUGGGGUGUUAGAAGGCUCCAGGUCUUACACUUUAGUUUCUAAAAUGUCGUAAGUUUCUGCUUAGAUUCUAACUUCUUAUUUUUAUUAACCCUUUCACUCCCAAGAUCUCAUUAAUAAUUCUCCUUACUGUCUGCCAUAUAAUCCUUAUAAUGUUAAUUACGAGAAUUUGGUUUUGGAUUAACUUUCUUUCCCCCAUCGGAUAUUUUUCUUUAUUCUCAUGACUUGCUUGCUCGAUAUUGCAUUAAUAUUGGUAGGAGAAAUUCAAUGUUGGUAACUCAUGGGAGUUAACCCUUUAACUUCCGUCCUGUUGUGGCAAGUAGACUAUAACUUCCCUUCAAAAUUCCUUCUAGUCUGUUGUCAGAAAAUUUGCAUUUUUUCCUUUCUAUUUUCAUAGACUUAUGCUUGGUUUAGCAGCAAUACCAUCCAUUGUUAUGUUCUUUGGAUGUCUUGUGCUGCCAGAAAGUCCCUCCUGGCUUCUUAGUAAAGGGUUCUCUCAGGAGGCUAAGAAAGUUCUGGUCAAACUGAGAGGCACAAACGAUGUGAACGAUGAGCUUUUAGCGAUACAAACUAUAUGUAAAAAAGAUGAAUCACUUCACAAAACUAGUAAGUGGUAAUGAUAGCGGCAAUAUUGUGGCCUAACAUCUCUGUUACCAUUAAUUUGUGAGAAAAGGUGUACAAUACGUUGCAUUUGAGGUCAUGACUAACAAGUUAAUUUUACUACGUCGAACAGCCUUAAGUCAUUAAUUCACACAUUUUUUAAGUGUUAUUUGAUAGUCGACUCGACUCGACUCGACUAUGCCUGCCCAUAUGUAGCAGUAUUUAAUCCUUUCAUAUUUAUACUUGAUUUAAACUUAUUUUCUGUUAAAUUUAAAUUUCAUGACUAAAAUUGAAGUAAAUUUAAAACAAAUUCCUUGGUAUACCUCAUUUCCUUUCCAGCAAACCAACUGCAAAAUCAAGAAAGUCUAAGGAAUCGAAGCGUAUCGAAGUCGUUCAGAUAUUCCGCCAAACGAAAUGGCCGCUGAUGAUGAACAUGUGACAUAGUCACGUGACCCUGGUCGAGCUCGCCUCAGGAAGAUCAAAUAGAAUUUCGCAGUUUAAAUCAAAGACAAAUUUUGUAACUUUCGAUAAAAUUUUGAAAGUUAAAAUUGAAAUGAAUUCAAAGGAAUGUUAUUAUAUUACUACAGGAGCCAUUACCCGGAGCCUCCAUACCAAUUGUACCCUUGAGUCAACCCUGUCCCGUAUCUCUUUAUUUUUAGAACUGAGAUGCGUAGGGGGUUCUUUAAUUUCCCGUGAAAACUCGCUGACGUUCGGACAACACCCUUGAAAAAAAUGGUGUUCUUGAAAAACUUUCGUGCGGCCUGCAUGUGACGUAAACAAUAGAGGACCGCGAACACCCGCGAAAAACCCCGUGGGAGGUGCUUCUAAAAAUAAAAAGAUACGGGACAGGGUUGACUCAGAGGGUAAGUAUGGAAGAUGGAAGCUCCGGGUAAUGGGCUCCUGAUUACUACUAAAUAGUGUUAAACGCGUUUAAAUAGGAACUUGUUUUAAAUUUAAAUAAAUUUUGAACGCAAGGUUUAAAUUUAAAAGAAGAUAAGUUUAAAUAAAAAACUAAUAUAAGAGGAUUAACUAAUGCUACACAUGGACACGCACAGUCAUUUUAAGUUAUUUUUAUUUCUUUUUUUAGAAUCAUUUUCCUUUAGUCAAAGCACAACAUUUCAGAUGGUGGCAACCAAAAGUACAAGGAGAGCUCUCCUGGUGGGCUGUAUGUUGCAGGUGAUACAACAAUUUUCGGGGAUCGAUAGUGUUAUGUAAGUGAAAACGUUUUCAUAACUCCUAAUGAAAACUUGAUAUCUCUUAAGUAGACAAUCGAAGUCAUGUGGGAUGCGCCAUAAGCGCGCAUGCUCCUACAGUGAUCACCUACAUAAAAACACACACAACUGAAUACAAACCUUUACUGACACUGAAAUGGACAUUUGCGUUAAAUCUUCCAAAUUCUUCGUCGCUUACUUUAAAAAGAAUUUUCCUCUUUCUAGUUUUUUGUCCCAGUCUUGAAAUUUCCCUUGAGUCUCCAUAAACGAUUGCUUGCCAGCCGACUAAACUUUAAUUUUUCUCGACCAAUUUUUAAUUUAGGUUGUUAAAUGGCGACUUUGAAAGAAAGUUUUGCUUGGAAUCCUGGAAUGACCACUUGUUUUCACUUAAAAACAUUAAAAGGGAACUUAUAUAAAUUUGCAUGAUUCCUAAGGCAUUUACUGCUUCUCUAUUCCUAUGCGCUACACGAAAUGAAGUGGUUAGAUUGUAGCUUGCAGUGCGGGCGUAAUUUUGAAAAGUCAAAGCUCAAUAUUUUCUUAUAGCGGCAGCAAAGGUUUGGGACAGAAAGGAAUUUGUACUCGUGGGGUUAGCGACAGUAAUAAGGAGGGAGAGGAGAGGAGGUGCGUCUUUCCCCGCCCCCUCCCCCGUACGGUUCACUCUAACUCCAAAUCAAACUCUCCAAUUGCAAGCUUGUAACGUUAAUUCGCCCAAAAGGAUGCUUGUAAUGCAGGUAAAUUCAGAGUUUCCAUGUUACUUCCAGGUACUACAAUGCAACGAUUAUACAGAUGUCUGGUAUACAGGGAGACCAGUUGGCCAUCUGGUUGGCUGCGGUGGUCGCAUUCGGUAAUUUCGCUUCCACCAUAAUUGGAGUGUUUCUUGUAGAGAAGUUGGGACGUCGUAAACUACUACUCGGGAGUCUUGCGGGGGUCAGUCUGAGCUUGUUUCUACUGGGAGGGGCAUUUCACAUGGCGAAGCAACACGAUGCUGCGAUCACAUUUCACGAGAAAACGCCGUCCGAGGUAAACAGCAGCAAGUGUUCCGCGACCGGGUACUGCCUAGAUUGUCUCACAGAAAACUGUGGGUUUUGUUUCGCUAAAGACUCUGCCAACAAUCCUAUAAAUGGUUCUUGUGUUCCAAUCAAUGUAUCUUCUAGUGAUAACACGGCUGCAUUUGGUAGAUGCAGUCGCAAGGAUCAUUCAGUAACAUGGUCGUACCAAGCUUGUCCAUAUAAGUAUUCCUGGUUAGCAAUUGUAGCUCUUGUUUUAUACAUAUCUGCGUUCGCUCCGGGGAUAGGUUCAAUGCCAUGGACGAUAAAUUCCGAGAUCUACCCCCUGUGGGCCCGUAGCACAGGAAAUGCGUUUGCUACAGCAACGUACUGGACAUGUAACUUGGUGAUUUCCAUGACUUUUCUCCCUCUGACUGAGUGGAUUACGCGUUACGGUGCAUUCUGGCUGUACGGGGGAAUUUCAGUUUUUGGCUGGUUGUUUUUCUUUGUUUAUCUUCCUGAAACGAAAAAGAAAUCGUUAGAGGAACUGCAGCAUUUAUUUUCAUAG
This is a messenger RNA of Pocillopora meandrina, 7306 nucleotides long. Lineage: Eukaryota; Metazoa; Cnidaria; Anthozoa; Scleractinia; Pocilloporidae. The record is from the annotation of a GenBank genome assembly.